ACAUCAUUAUCUGCCUAAAGGAUCUACAAUACUGCUGGGCUGAAGCGCGCCAUCUUCACCGUUGAUAGAAUAAAUCAAGAAUGAAUGUCAAGGGAUUGCGGAGGACCUGAUUUGCCGCUACCGAGAUAAUUGCUUUCGUGUGUCAUUUCUCAGCAGUGCCGGUGUUUGGUUAAAGGGAUACGGUGGUAGUCUACCGUUGAUGAUCAACCUGACAGCGGGAGCCUCCCAUGACAGGCAAACCAAGUGAUGCAGCGGAACGUACGCGUGUUUUUCUUGUGUUGGGAAACGCGAAAUGAAACAACCGGGAGCGAAAGGAGGAAAGGCUCGUGUGUAUUUAGGGAAUAUAACACCAGAGUGACUUUAUAUUUCCCUUUCGGAUUUAAGUCAUUGCAUCAAAAUUUCCAUUACGGAAUGCAACAGAAUCGGUGACCAAGGAUACUGGACGAUUUGCUGGCUGCCAUCUGCUGCUCAAAGAAGAAAUAUGCUAUUAGAAUCCAUCCAACGUCUUUAUACUCCUAUGGAAACAGCAACUCUGGCAGAAUAUGAAGAGAGAAAAAUGGCAUUCUAUCUAGAGGAUUGUAUUUUGUGAGCAUCUCUUGCUUGCUGCGUAACAGUAACAAUAUUUGAGUUUCUCCAAUGACUCUCUAUCUGUUGUUUAUAUUGAAUUUUAGUGGUAUUUAUUUGUCUGAAACCACAUGGCUGCUAUUUGUUUUGCAUCUCUUCUGAAGAGAGAGAAACAGAAAAGAGGACUGUUACAUGCAAUAUGCCUAUAUUCACACCUUAAUAAAUGAUUUAAUACACAGAUGUUGAUGGAUGAGCAGUCAUACUGGGGCUAAUAACAGCAUCGCAUCAUGUCAAUCACCUCUGUCAAUCAAAUGUUAUUUAUUAUUUAUACAACACUUAACAGCAACCGGGACCUCAACCCCUCCAAGGAGCAUCAGAGGUGACGUCAGUGGAAGAACUCUGGGGAUAUGGGAACGCCAUUCAUUCAUCUUCAGGAAAAUGGAAGUUUAAUACAAAGGUUCCUGUUUAUCAUACAAAAUAAAGGUGUUUUCUGCAUUAGACUAAAGUCUUCACACAAAACACCAAGCUUAGGUGAAUGACCUCCGUCUCGACUGUGUGUGUGUGGAAUGCUGGACAUCAGAAUGAAGGAGGCGUGUCGUAUCUGCGCGAGGGAGCUCUGCGGUAACCAACGGCGAUGGAUCUUCCACCCCGCCUCCAAACUCAACCUGCAGGUGCUCCUGUCCCACGCCCUGGGGCGAGAGCUGAUCCGCGACGGCCGCGGCGAGUUCGCCUGCUCUAAGUGUGCCUUCAUACUGGACCGCAUGUAUCGGUUUGACACGGUGAUUGCCCGGGUGGAGGCUCUGUCCAUUGAACGGCUGCAGAGGCUGCUCCAGGAGAAACACCGGCUACGGGGCCUCAUCGGUGGCCUCUACCGGAAGACCAACAGGGAGGAUGGAGGCGGUGGUGGAGGGGCCGUUACUGGGCCUGGGGAUACGGGAGGAGGGGGAGGAAGGGUACAGGGGGAUGGUAUGGUGGACAUGUCUGGUCUGACCCAUGCUAAGUACUGUGCCCUGCUCCAGGAGGACUUGGUGUACUCUUUGUAUGAGUCCUGGGCUGAGGAGGGGUUAGAGUUCGGGGGUCACCAUCAUCAUCAUGGGCAUCCCCCUCAAUGCGCAGGGCCUGCGUCAGAGUUGACAGCUGUGGGGUCACAGCGCUGUGGGACUGUCACGCGUUCACCCAGGAAGUGCCGAGGGUGCACGGCGUGGCGAGUGGCAGAUUCAGACUACGAGGCUGUGUGUAAAGUACCCAGGAAGUUGGCACGGAGUAUUUCCUGUGACCCAUCGACGAGGUAUUCGGUCAGCGUGAUUGGAGGAGGACGUGCAAGUGGAGGAGGAAGAGGAGGGGAGAAAGAUCCAGAGGGGACCCUCUCCUCGCUCACUCUGAUCCCUGGGUCCAACCCUACGCACCGGGCUUCGGACAGCGACCGUACCCUGGUGGGCCGAGCCAGCUCCAGCCCCUCUAUAGACUCCCUGGACAUAGCCGGAGAAUCUACCCAGCUGUCUGCAAUCCAAGAUGGGGACGAGGGGCUAGAGUAUCCCCAGGACCCCCUGGAUGAUCGGUUCUCCGACUCCCUCUCCGAGGAGACUCCACUAAGGUCGGCCACCCGCCUCUCACUGGCCCUCUGCCUGGUCCAGAACUGUGUGUACCGGCCAGUCCAGAGCCCCAAGGGAAGCAGACUGCCUGUACUCAACAGACAGAGCCCCAGCAGCGGAGGCUCCAGAAUGAGCUUCCAUGAGCCGGCCUUGGGGUUGCUGUAUGGAGGUCUGAAUGUGCCCGACCUGGAAGCCCCUCUGAUCAGGCUGGAUGGAGGGAUAGAUGGGGGUCUGGACCUGGCUGAGAUGGAGGAGCUGUGGGAGGAUCUGUAUCAUGAGUGUCCUCCCCCACGCCCCCACCAGACUCUGAUCGAGGAGCAGCAGAGCCAGUUGAACCAGUAUGAGUGUGCAGCAGGUCAGUGUGUCAGUGAGCUGCAGAAGGCCCAGCUGCAGGUCCAGUCCCUGCAGACCAAGAGCCAGGAGAGCGAAGCCAACAACGCGAAGUUGCAUGAGAAGCUCAUUGAGAUGGAGUGUGAACUGCGUUCCAUCCGCCAGGGAGCUCAGAACCAGGAGCGCACCAUCCAAUGCCUGACCGAUUCUGUCAGUACCAAGGAUAACGAGGCCGAGGAGCUGUACCAGCUAAUUGAGGGGCAGAACGCCACACUGUGUAAGCUGAGAGAGAUGGCCCACCGCAACCAGAUCACACACACUGAGGCUCCAGAGGGGGGCAGUGAGGGUGCGAGUUUAGCCCAGCUUCAGGGUGAGUUGGUGGGGUUACAGAGCUCUCUGUUCACCCUGGGUCUGGAGCUGGAGGCCAGUCAGAGAGCCCAGAGAAAGAGCCAGAGUCAGGCUGAGGACCUAAGCAGAGCUAAAGACAGACUCCACUCUGACCUAAAGGAGGCACUGCAGCACAGGGAGGUCACCGACAAACACAACCAGGACUUGCGCAGUGCCCUGGCUCAGUCUGGCUUUGAGCUGCGGGCUAAAGAGGCUCAGCUGGAGGAGAGUAAGGCGGAGAGACGUACAGAAGUUCAGGAGAGAGACAAGAACAUCACCCAGCUCAAACACUCCCUUCAGGACAAGGAGAGGCAGCUACAGGAGUACUCUGAACUCCUGGAAUCAGCAGACAGCUCCAAACCCAGAGAUGCUCUGCUGGACAAACUGAGAGAACGCAUCAGAGACAGGGACAGGGCAUUGGAGCGGUCUAUAGAUGAGAAGUUCAGUGGUCUGGAGGAGAGGGAGGAGCAGGUGAGGAAACUACAGCUGGCCCUUAGAGAGAAGGAGCGAGACCUGGAGAGACUGCGCUGUAUACUGUCCAACAACGAGGAGACCAUCACGAGUCUGGAUGCGUUGGUGCGGGGUAAGGAGCUGGAUGUGGAGCAGGCAGCAGAAGCUCACAGGAACCUGCAGUGGCUCCAGCAGCAGAGUGAGGAGAGAGAGAAGAGCACUCUAAGAGAGAGAGACACGCUCAUCAGCCAGCUACAGACUGCCCUGCAGACACGCAGCCAGGAGACACAGGACCUCACGGCAGCCCUCCUGGCUAAGGUCCAGGCAGGCCCCAGUGGGGUGGUGGAGGAGCUGAAGGCUCGCCUCGCGCUGAAGGAGAAACUGUUUCAGGAACUGCUGUCAGACCGCAGCCGCCAGAGCCACGAACACCAAGCACAGGUCCAGGAUCUGCUCAGCACCAUCAGCACUAAGGACCAGUACAUACAGGACUGCUCUGAUAGGCUCUCUCAAGUGAUUGACGAGCGGACGGGCCAGCUUCAGGAGCUGCGCAGGCAGCUGUCGUCACAGGAACGGGAGAUGGGUGAGCUCCGGAAGGAGAGGGAGAAGGAGAGAAUGGGAGAGGCAGAGCGACUGCAGGACCUGCUGAAGGAGAAAGAGGCUUUUAUCCAGAGUCUGAUGCAGAGCCAGAAGGAGAGCAUGGAGCUCUCCACACCAGAGGGGGCAGAAGAGGUACAGGCCAUUCGGGAGGAGCUGCAGCUGGUCAGGAAGAAGGAGAAGGAGGCUCAGCUGGAGAUUUCAGCCCUGCGUUCAGCUCUAGCUCAGGCCCAGGAGCAGGCCCAGAAGCAGGGAGAUAGAUUUAAGAUCCUGGCCCCAGGAGUAGUAGCCAGGGAGCCCUCCAACACUGACCACCAGAGUGUAUUGGAGCAGUUGGUCAGUGAGUACCACAGGCUGAACGAUGCUCUGAGGGCAGAGAAGAGGCUAUACCAGAGUCUGAGCCACAUCCAGGCCAGAGGAAACAGCAGCUCAGAGAAGACCCGGGCCCUGCACACCGAACUGGACUCUGUUCAGGCACUCCGAGGGCAGCUGGAGGAGGUCCUAGCCAGGACCCGGAAGACCGCCCUGGCACUGGAGAGGGCAGCUAAGAGGCAGUCUGACUUUGGAGAGCUCAGCACGGAGGAAGAGGAGGAGGGAGAUGAUGAACAGGGCAGCACUGAUGAGUUCUCAGACAGUAUCGAAGACGAUGAGGAUAAACUGACUGCCAAAAGCCUGGCCUCCACUAAGAACUCUGGAAUGGCCUGUGGGCGGGGGGUGCUGUCUGGAGGACCUGUGAGUGGAGCACUGUCCCAGGGGGCCAUGGGACAGGUGAAGCAGCUGGCUGAACAGAAGAGGGCAAUAGAAGAAGAACUGGAGGAGAUGAGAACACAGCUGGAGACCACCGGCUACUCCUCCCUAGCCCAGAUGAGGAGUACACUGCUGAGGCUGCAACAAGAGAACGAGGCCCUAAAAGAGAACCAAGGGGGGGUAGAAGGUCUAGGAGAGCUGGAAGAUCCAACAGACACGUGCCAAGGAUGGGAACAGAAAGAGGACGAGGAGAUGGAGGAAGAGGUACUACCAGCAGUGGGACCCACCCAGAGCAAGCGUGGGCCCCCAGCAGGAAGGAUGAGAGAGGGAAGGGGAAAGAGACAGUGUACCAGACCUCACUCCUUAGACCUGGGAACUCUCCUGUCCCACCGUCAGCCAGACCACACAGAGAAGGAGGCGGGGUCUGAUGAUGUCACUGGUGAUGUGGGCGGGUUCUGGCAGCAUGUGGAGACGGGUCUCCGUGAGCAUGUGGUUCGUCUGCGUUCUGAUUUGGCGCUGAGCAGACAGGAGAACAGAGAGCUGCAGGAGAGACUCAUGGUGUCUGAGGCCACGGUACACGCACAGGCUGAACAACUCAAGGACUACAGGGAACUACUGACGGAGACAUCAGUUGAGCAGGACAGUAAGCAGGUCCAGGUGGACCUACAGGACCUGGGCUAUGAGACGUGUGGCCGUAGUGAGAACGAGGCAGAGAGAGAGGACGCCAGCAGCCCAGAGUUUGAUGAUCUGGAGAUGUGUACCUCACUGAGCCACCAGCAGGACUAUGAGCGUGCCGGGGUUUGGUUCCAUGGUGAUGGGGGGGUGGGCGGGGCUUAUGAAGAGGGGGAGGAGUCCGUGACAGGCUCUCUACAGCAAUUGGUCCAGGACCUGCGUUCUAAGCUGGCCCGCUGUCACAAGGUGAUUCGUGGGUUGCAGCUACGGGUGCGUUCACUAUCCACCACCAGCGACUACGCAUCCAGUCUGGAACGCCCCCCGCGCAAGGUGAACUGGGCAUUCGAGGCCUCCCCGGCCCCCAGCGGUGUGGAGGAGGAUGAGGGCUGGAUGUCCGACAGCCUGGGGCCUCACAUGGAACCCAAGCCCAGCCGGGAGCUGCGAGAGCUGAUGUCCCGAGUGGCCUCACUGGAGGCCCAACUCAAGAACUCCAGGCUGGAGGGGAAAGGAGGGGCGGUGGAGGAGGGGAAGUGUGCUACCUGGCCUGGGAAGUACAACACUCUGAUCCAGGCACAGGCCAGGGAGUUGUCCCACCUGCGUCAGAAGAUGAGGGAGGGCCGCAGAGUGUGUCACAUCCUCACACAGCACCUGGGAGACACCACCAAGUUGAUUCGACAGGCGUUUGAGGAGCUGCUGCGUGCCAACGACAUUGACUACUACAUGGGGCAGAGCUUCAGAGAGCAGUUGGCACAGAGCACUGCCCUGGCACAACGAGUUGGCGUCAAGAUCAGUGGGUGUGACCGUGCUGAGCUCCAUGAUGAUAAGAUGGGCCAUGAGCUGCUUGCUUUACGGCUAAGUAAGGAGCUCCAGCAGAAGGAUAAGAUCAUCGAGUCGCUCCACACCAAGCUACAGCAGCGUUCCGACACCCCCUGCAGCAGCCACGCCCACUCAGAGACCACUGACCAAUCAGACAGGUCCUCCUUUGUGUCAGACGAGUGCCGGACCAAUGAGGACCUGGAGCUAUGCUCAGAUGUGGACGAAGCCAGCGAAUACGCUCAGGAAGAGCAGGGACAGGGGGCGAAACAUGGCCCAGGAAACACAGACAUCCACCACCCCCUCCCUCCACCCUGUCUUAAGUCCUCCAGCAGCUGCCCUAACAUGCUGUACUCCACCCCUGAGUUGGCCAGUCAGACUGGUCCUGUGUCCUGCUCCCUACCCGGCUCCCAGUCCCUCCCCGGCCUGUACCCUAACCAUGACACCUGGGGUCAGAAUAUGAUAUUUAACCCCCAGACCAGGACCUUGUCUAUGGAAGCGAUGCAACAGGAGCUGGAUACCCUGCACAGACAGAUGACUAUGAAUGAGAACAUCUCUCCCAUAUCCAUGGUUACAGGCUUUGUGGUUCCGCACGCCAAGGCUCUGUCCAACCUCGCACCAGGCGCCCACCACCAGCCAGACCACUCCCCUUAUGGCCAGAUUACCCAUCAUGCCUUUUACCCACACCAGCUAGGCAGCCGACCCGCAGGCCAAGCCCUGAAGGCCAACACAGGCCUGGUGGAGAAUGGUGCAUUGUGGGAUAUGGAGAACAUGGUUCAGCCAGCCAGGGUUGGGUCAUCAGGAAACAAUUCAAGAAACAGCAUCACUGGUGUGGACCUGAUGGAAGAGCACCUGAGAGAGGUGCGGUGUCUGCGUCAGCGUCUGGAAGAGACCAUCAGGACCAACGAGAGGCUCAGACAGCAGCUGGAGGAACGCCUGGCCACCACCGGCCGCGACGGAGGAGCCCCCACUAACAUCUACAUCCAGGGGCUGGACUCUGUCAGCCAGCUGUCCAAUGAGAUCAGAGUCCUGAAAGAGGAGAACCUGGCUCUCCAGGCACACCUGCAGGCCAGCUCAGAUACGUGUGAGGAGGCGGAGCAGCUGCGUGAGGUGGUGGUGACGGGGCGUGCGCGCCUGAAGCAGGCGGAGCUAGAGGCGGAGCAGUGGAAGGAGGAGCUCCGACGACUGCAGACACACAGCCAGGAGCAGGGACAGCAGAUACACACACUCAGACAGGAGAGGCAGAAUAGCCAUGACAAGAACACUAGGCUCCAGCAUGAGGUGUCCCUGCUGCAGCAGCAGUUGUGUGAAAGCAGGGAGCUGCUCCACUCACUGCAGAGUGAGCUGCAGGUGUACGACAGAGUGUGUGCCAACGCCAAGGGCAACCCAGGGUACCUGUGUGAGGGCCAGUACGAUGGGGUCCCUGCCCUGCCCGUGGAGCUGGGGGAGCUGCUAGGGGAGGUGAGGAGCCUCAGAGCACAGCUCCAGUCCAAUGUCCAGGAGAACAGUGUCCUGAAACAGCUGGAGCUCCACAAACACCUGGAGCAGAAGCUGGGAGGUGGGGUCCACGGAGGGGUGGGGGUCAUUGGGGGGGAUGGAGCCCCCACGUACCUCGUCUCUCAGUGCCUUUACAGCCAGCCCCCAGAGGGACAGCCUCUACAGACGGCAGCUACGGAAUGAUCUGGACCCCCACUCAGAGCUGGAGGGUGACGCCCCGGACGGCUCGUUCUCUAACCGGAACGGGCGCCAUGCCAUCGGGCACGUGGACGACUACAGCGCUCUGCAGCAGCAGGUCCUGGAAGGGAGGAGUCUGGUCCAGCGAAUGGAAACAGCCCUGCAGGCCUGCCUCAGCCAAUCAAUGCUGGAGGGCAGCCAGGACCAGGUCCUCCUGGACUAUGGGUGUGUGAGGAGUCUGCUGUCUAACACCAAGACCCUGAGACAGAUCCUAG
Messenger RNA from Salmo salar (Atlantic salmon), 8098 nucleotides. The record is from RefSeq and is a predicted model, not a curated record. NCBI's taxonomy places the organism in Eukaryota, Metazoa, Chordata, Actinopteri, Salmoniformes, Salmonidae.